AAUCCAACAGCCUUGAAACCCACACGAGUCUUUAUCCCUCGUGAUUCGUGUAAAAGAAAUAAAUAUAAUUGCAUUAUCUCAAUUACAUACCUUAAAUACCAAAUUUACAUUAAUCGUACAAUAUUUUUGCCUUCUCCUUAUUGCACGUUUUCGUAUUCAAAACCCACUAUUUAACAACGACGCACAAAAUCCCCACUGUUUUUCCCUCUCUUAUUACUUCAUUCCCAAACCCAAUGAACAAACAAAUCCCAUACCAUACCAUUCCAAAUCCUUUUUUCUUUGCUUUUCUCUUUGAUUUUUAGAUUUCAUUCCAUUUCCUAAAUCAUGGCCUUCUUUUUCUUCUUCUUCCUCCUCGUCUGUCUCUCUUUGAAACAGAGUCUCUGUUUUUCUGCAACUCCGACCUCCAUGGUUUUGCCUCUCAACACUCAGAUGGGUUUGAUUUCUCAGCCUUCCAACAAGCUUAGUUUUCACCAUAAUGUCACUUUGACUGUUUCUUUAACCGUUGGUUCACCUCCUCAACAAGUCACCAUGGUUCUUGAUACAGGCAGUGAACUCUCAUGGCUUCACUGCAAGAAAUCCCCAAAUUUGACCUCUGUUUUUAACCCACUUUCUUCUUCUUCUUACUCACCAAUACCCUGUUCUUCCCCCAUUUGCCGUACCCGGACCCGAGAUUUACCCAACCCGGUUACCUGCGACCCGAAAAAGCUCUGCCACGCCAUUGUCUCUUACGCCGAUGCGUCCUCACUCGAGGGAAAUCUCGCAUCAGACAAUUUUCGAAUCGGAUCAUCGGCUCUACCCGGAACUUUAUUCGGGUGUAUGGAUUCGGGUUUCAGUUCCAAUUCGGAGGAGGACGCGAAAACCACUGGAUUGAUGGGCAUGAACAGAGGAUCACUGUCGUUUGUUACCCAAUUGGGUUUACCCAAAUUCUCUUAUUGCAUAUCCGGUCGUGAUUCUUCUGGGGUUCUUCUCUUCGGCGACUUACAUCUUUCAUGGCUUGGGAAUUUAACCUACACACCUUUAGUUCAAAUCUCAACCCCAUUACCGUAUUUCGACCGAGUCGCCUACACAGUCCAACUCGACGGAAUCAGGGUAGGAAACAAAAUCCUGCCACUCCCGAAAUCAAUAUUCGCACCGGAUCACACCGGCGCCGGGCAAACGAUGGUAGAUUCAGGGACCCAGUUCACGUUUCUUCUGGGACCAGUGUACACAGCUUUAAGAAACGAGUUUCUAGAGCAAACAAAAGGGGUUUUGGCUCCACUGGGUGAUCCAAACUUUGUUUUCCAAGGAGCGAUGGACUUGUGCUAUAGUGUAGCAGCGGGAGGGAAACUACCAACGUUGCCAUCAGUGAGUUUGAUGUUCCGUGGGGCGGAGAUGGUGGUGGGUGGAGAGGUUUUGCUGUACAGAGUACCGGAAAUGAUGAAAGGAAACGAAUGGGUUUAUUGCUUAACAUUUGGGAAUUCGGAUUUGUUAGGAAUAGAAGCUUUUGUGAUAGGUCAUCAUCAUCAACAAAACGUGUGGAUGGAAUUUGACUUGGUAAAAUCAAGGGUUGGAUUUGUAGAGACGAGGUGUGACUUAGCAAGUCAAAGAUUAGGAGUGGGCCUUUGAAAAUUAGGCCCAAUUAAGAAAACAAAAAGACUGUCCAAUCCAUGGCCCACCUUAAGGGAGGGGGUGGCCCAUUGAUCGGACAGGGAAAGGCCUUUUUUAUUGCUCUGUGAGAUUCUCUGAACAACAUUGUGGACAUGUCAGACUUUUUUUCUUUUCUUAUAAAUAUUUUUUAAUAUAUAUAUUUUUUAUUGGGUUUGGUGUUGGGUCAGUGAGUUAGUACAAUUUUGAAUUGUAUAGAAUAAUAUAUAUAUAUAUAUAUAUAAUUUAGUGGCUAUUUUUUAUUAAUAUUAAAAGAAAAGACAAGUUAUGUUCUGACUUUUUUUGUAAAGAUAAAGUUGCUAAUUUUGCCAGCUCA
This is a messenger RNA of Cucumis sativus (cucumber), 1960 nucleotides long. Its product is annotated as aspartic proteinase PCS1. The record is from RefSeq and is a predicted model, not a curated record. NCBI's taxonomy places the organism in Eukaryota, Viridiplantae, Streptophyta, Magnoliopsida, Cucurbitales, Cucurbitaceae. The coding region runs from base 325 to 1605 and encodes 426 amino acids. The transcript has a single exon. Gene Ontology annotation, biological process: proteolysis. Gene Ontology annotation, molecular function: aspartic-type endopeptidase activity.